AUGUCUCUUGCACCGCCAUUUACCCACGAAACCGCCCAUGCCAAGGUCAAGAAGGCGCAGGACUUGUGGAAUACCCAAAACCCCAAAGUAAUUGCACAGGCCUACACUCCCGAAAGCAUCUGGCGCAACCGGUCAUCCUUCCUGGAGCUCUUCGCCUUUACCGAAAACAAAAUUGCCGUUCAGUUCUGGUACGAGUUCCAGGAUGCUCACGACGGCAUGAAAUGGAAGCGCUGCUACGGCCUCGAAGACUGGACCUUUGCCGAGGACGGAAAGAUGCGCAAGCGCCAGAUGAGCGGCAACAACAUGGACAUUGACGAAGCUGAACGAUGGUUCAAAGACGGAGUUGAUGUCAAUCAAGUCGACAUUAGCGAAGCUCAUUGGUAA
Molecule: messenger RNA, 384 nt
Organism: Exserohilum turcica Et28A
Lineage: Eukaryota; Fungi; Ascomycota; Dothideomycetes; Pleosporales; Pleosporaceae
Exons: 4
Coding region: 1-384 (127 amino acids)
Source: RefSeq, a predicted model, not a curated record